Molecule: messenger RNA, 1135 nt
Organism: Belonocnema kinseyi
Lineage: Eukaryota; Metazoa; Arthropoda; Insecta; Hymenoptera; Cynipidae
Exons: 5
Coding region: 670-1050 (126 amino acids)
Source: RefSeq, a predicted model, not a curated record
GAAUCUUGUUAUCGCCUUUAAUUCAGAAAUGUAAAGUUAUAAAAAUUGAAACUUAAAAAGAAAAUUCAUCUUUAUUUUAGAGACGAAUGAUAGUCAUAAAAUGAAAGAUAGAACUUUUAAUUUCAAAAAAAGAGAGUCACCACGGAGAAAAUGAAAACCAAUGAAAUCGCCGCGAAAAAAAUCACCAGAAAGAGAAUCGCCGCAAACCGAAUCGCCGGAAAAGGAAUCGUCCCAAAGAGAAUCGCUACGAAGAAAAUCUAUUCGUAGGGAUAUUUGCAAGGAAGAUUAGAUAAUUAUUCUUGAUCAACAAUUAUUUUCAACUUCGGAAUAUCUCCAUGCAGUGAUUUACAACAGAAAAAUAUAUAUUCUUUAGAAAUUUUUGAGCGUCGUUCCCUAGUGCGAAACGAAAUUCCUGAAAAGCUUCAAGACUUGAGAGUAGAACUAGGCAUUCUGUAUGGUCGAGAUAAGUACCAUUCACUUGGGCAAUGGAUUACACAUACCUUACGAAUCGUGGCCUUUUAUCACUGUACAGAAGCAUAACUCUAAAUUUGUCAAAUACUUGGCGGAACUUUAUGGGGUGAAUACCAACUUGCGAACAACUAUAGAAAAAAGUCUAGUGGAAUGACAGAAAUUGAGGGUAGAUGACCAAGGAAGCAACUACAACCAUUUAUGAUAGCAGUUUUGAAACAAUGCUUCGAGGAUAGGUUGGCCAAACAAAAUUUGCCAGCACUGCAAUAUAAAAAAGAGCUGCGAAGAAUAGGUCAUUAUUUAGGUGCACAUUGCAAGAGUAUUCGAAGCCGCAUGUACCCGGAAGCUGUCAAAAGUCCAUACUUUAAUAAAGAUCGGGAAGCGCGUUCCCAUCAGCAUGAUGAUUACAAGCAUGUGGAUCCGAGUGCGACGCUUGCACUAACCACUGAAAGUGUGAAAGAUUGGGUCUAUCAAUACAAGAAUCGCCUAAAGCGUGAAGGGAAAAAUGCUAAGAAAGCACAAGAAAGAGAAAAAUAUAUGCAGUUAGAUUUGGAGGAAGACGAUGAGGAAGAUGAUUCUUAAUUCAUAUUGUAGAACACAUGCGCAGUAGUUACCUAGACAUUAUAUAUUGUAUAUGUUGGAUAUGGUAUAUUUAAUCAAAAAUAUC